CGUGAGGAACUCCGGCGUGCCACCUGUUAUCCGUGGACGAAACAGCUCGGUUAUCCUCCACAUCGAAAGGAAAAUCGUAAUCGACUAAAACACUCUCCGACAACGUCUCCAUCCUUCGGGCCGUCUCGUGAAAAGCGGCGUUGACAAAGGACCGGAAGUUGCUACGUCAGGAUCACCCCUCGAUAAGCUGAGAAAGGUUCUCCGUUCGCUGCGAUCACGGUUUAAACACUGCGAAUUGCUUUUUUCGAGUUAAAUCGCGACUCCAUCGGAGGGAAAGCUUUUAUUUCGUGACCAACAAGCUGUUCGACCGCACGUACAAACGUCAUCCUCGUAAAACACAUUAGCCGAAUUCUGAAAAUGACACUUAUCAACGUCAUGAUAUCUUUGUUAUUCGUUUCGAUCGUUAAAUGUCAUCCGAUGGCGUACAACAGUUAUGACGAUAAAGAAUUAUCCCGGGAUCAUCUGCCAUUUUUACUGUUGGUCGACCACCGGAUGCCGGAGUUGGAGAAUGAAAUGUUUGACUCCGGCAACGAUCCUGGAUCAACGGUUAUCAGAACCAAACGAAUUGGUUCUCUAUCGAUUGUGGAUCCACUGAACGUGUUACGGCAGAGGGUGAAACUGGAACUGGCCCGGCACAGAGCUUUGAAGGAUCAACGACAGAUCGACGCUAAUCGACGCAUUCUGGAAAAUGUUGGGAAGAGAUCUUUGCCGAUGUACAACGUAGAUCUUUCUAACCCUGAUUUGAGAACGAAGAACAGAAUCGAAUACGUCAUCGAACAGGAAAGGAAGAAUCAAGGCCGCAAUGUGACGCCUGAGAGGAUCUCUGAGGACUUUCAGGAUUGGUUGCAGUCAGAUGACUCCGUUUUUCGAGAAAGACAAGAACCACGGAGGGUACAGGCAAACGAAUUGCAUUUAUUGUAAUCGACAAAAGGCAGAAGAUAUAAGAAGAAUCAACUAUGCUAUAUUACGGUUUUUUAUCUAACAAGCUAAUGACUUGCGUAUAGUUUAUGUAUUAUUGGUCAUAUCCCUCAGGUUUUACAUGUAUGUAUUUUACGGCAUGCAGCCAUAAUUUAAUAGCGUAUCAUUCAUGAAUUAUAUGCAAAUUGCUCGUGCGUCGAACAGAAAUUAUUAGCAUGUUCGCAUAAAAUUUCCCGUAAAGGAUAGUUCAAAAGAUAGUACCAGUAUUCCUCUGUGAAUUAAUUAUUGUAACAGCUAGUUUAAUUUAUAAGCUGAAGUGCGGAAAAGGAGGGAAAUAGAAAUAACAAAUAUGGAUUUUAUUAAAAAUGACUAAACCUGAAGUCUUAAAGCUAUAUUCUAUAUUCUUCCUUUUCGAUUAUGCUACAUCAUGCAACAGAACAGUAUUAUGUAUUGUGAUUUGUUCCAGUCUGCCUAUACAGUAAUCUCCACGCUUAAUAUUUGAUAUCCAGUGUUGGAUACGUGUAACUUAAUAUAUUUAUCCGUGUUAAUGUUAAGUUUUAAGGACUGAAAAUAUUACCCAUAACUUUCAGUUGAAAUUAAGCUGAGAAAGUAUACAAUAAAUUGUAUUUAUUAAUUACGGUAAAGUUUCUUAAAUAACAUUUAUGCAAUAUUUUAAUAGCGACUUUAUAACUGCACAUUGCAUGUAGUUUAAUUUAAACAUCGUUUGUUCUCGAGUUUUGUUCAUGAAAGAAAUUUAGUCAGAAAUAAAUGUUACGAAUUAACGAUUCGUUUUAUUUUAUCUUCGCAAACGUCGUGACAAUAGAAUUGACUACUUUCAACGUUACCAAAGAGAUUCCAUAUUUUGUGGAUGUACUCGAAAUGAUCGGUCAAUAGUUCCUUUUGUAUGCAUGAUGAAUUAAUAUACGUGUUGUUUUUAAGUAUUUGCCUCCAAAUUGUAUUUAUGUCCACAUCAAACAUCGAAGCGUAACUUGUAUUUGUUAAGUGUUCUAGUUUUAGCCUUAAGUGUUGAUAUGUUGCAUUAAAAAUGUAAAAAGGAUUAAUAUUUUUGAAAUUGUAACUAUGUGAAACUUAAGUUUUUUCUUUUAUUUUAAUUUAUGUAAUUUAUUGAAUAGAAUUUUCUUUAUUGAUUUAACCAACUUCUGACUGUACAUACAUUGAACAUGAAUGAUCUUUAGGACUAUCUCAAGAACAUAGAAAGUUUACGAUUAUAGUAACGAAAAAAGUUAAUGCUUCUGAUGUUUACAUUAAUAUUAGAAUGUAGACUUACCUACAAACGAUUAUUAUUUAUGUGUUGUACUAUAUAACUUGUUGCUAAAAACAAAAAAAAAACAUGUAUAAGAAUAACAAGAAUGUUGUAUGUAAUAUAGGUAGAACUUAUUUAUUUUAAAAAAUUGUACAAUAUCGUUGUUUAUUUAUUUUCACCUCGACUUUUUUUUUAUGUCUAUGAAUUAAAUUAAACGAUGCAUAGUUAAACUGAAAUAAAUUUCAUUUAAAAUACGUUCGUCGUGCAUUCUGAUUUUACCUCUUUCGUGCAUUAAAAUAUAAUAAAUUGUUGUAAAAAUAAAUCUCGUUGUUACACCGUUCUUUAUAAAAGUUUAUUUUCUUUUUACUUAUCAUCAAAUGUUUAUAUAAUACUUAGUAUUAUUACAAUUAUAACAUGUGCCCCCAUUCACUUCCAGUGAAUGGAGAUUAUAUUUUAUUUUUCUCUGAAAAUAUAAUGACUGUCAAACUGUUUCAAACUGUACAAUGUCACAAUUGAGAAUAUUAAUGUACAAUUAUUUUUUGUGAACAUUUUGUAGUAGAAUAUCGGGAAGC
Messenger RNA from Megachile rotundata (alfalfa leafcutting bee), 2754 nucleotides. It is a transcript of the gene Dh44, whose product is annotated as corticotropin-releasing diuretic hormone 44. The record is from RefSeq and is a predicted model, not a curated record. Lineage: Eukaryota; Metazoa; Arthropoda; Insecta; Hymenoptera; Megachilidae. Gene Ontology annotation, cellular component: extracellular region. Gene Ontology annotation, molecular function: hormone activity.